Sinocyclocheilus grahami is the source of this 4365-nucleotide messenger RNA. Its product is annotated as ubiquitin-conjugating enzyme E2 D4. The record is from RefSeq and is a predicted model, not a curated record. Lineage: Eukaryota; Metazoa; Chordata; Actinopteri; Cypriniformes; Cyprinidae. The transcript is spliced from 7 exons. Bases 296 to 739 code for a protein of 147 amino acids.
CCCUCGCACCCCAAGCGCACGCUCUAGUAUCGCGAUAUUAUCUAAAACCCUUGGCGUUGUAUCGCGAGAUUACUCUUGCUGUCUAGUACAGCACUAAAAGCUGUCAGUGAGGUUAGAGGGGGGCAAGUAUUUCUCAAAUCGGCGACUGCCGUUCAAACAGCGGCGUGAAUGUCCAAACCUGUGCUUUUGUGCAAUUACAAACGUAACGUGUGACACUGAGGGGGGAAACGGCAGCGUCCUCCUCCAAACGGUGCAGGCCAGCAGUCUCUGAACAGUGCUGUAACACAGCGAGCAAAUGGCGUUGAAAAGAAUCCAGAAGGAACUGACAGACCUACAGAGAGAUCCGCCUGCCCAGUGUUCAGCAGGUCCGGUCGGAGAGGACUUGUUUCACUGGCAGGCAACAAUAAUGGGGCCGAAUGACAGUCCAUAUCAAGGAGGGGUUUUCUUCCUUACGAUUCAUUUCCCAACAGACUACCCCUUUAAACCACCAAAGGUCGCAUUCACAACAAAAAUCUACCACCCCAAUAUUAACAGUAACGGCAGUAUUUGUCUGGACAUCUUGCGAUCUCAAUGGUCACCUGCACUUACUGUAUCCAAAGUCUUGCUGUCCAUCUGCUCCCUGUUAUGUGACCCGAACCCAGAUGACCCGCUGGUACCUGAGAUCGCACAUACAUAUAAAGCAGACAGAGAAAAGUACAACAGACUAGCGAGAGAAUGGACGCAAAAGUACGCCAUGUGAGAGUGCCUGCGACUAAAACACUACACAAUCAAACGGACAGAGAAGCGUGUUUUUACUUUGAACAAGAGGAGUCAAAAGAAGUGGAUGUUGAGGGGAGGGACCCUUGGAAGGGAAGGCGGAGGUGAGGAGGUGAGAGCCGCUGGUACAUGUUGGACGCUAUGUGCUGAAUCUGCUGUCAUGUGCCGUUCUCCCAGAUCCGCCGCCACAACGGCUUAGCCUGGAAAACUCCAGGAAAACUGUAAAACCGGACAAACCUCGGGGAACCACAACCCAGGAAGUUAGACUUGUACUUCUGUUAGUUCUGUUAUUACUGUCAUUGUGAUUUUCUCAGUGUUGCAUUCUCACUCUUGUCAUCACUGAACGAGGAAACGUCGGGCUGAAGUUGGAAUUGCGGCGAUACAGGAUUGAUUGUGUCUGAACCAUCGCACCGUCCCGUUGGAGUCCCUGUGGAAACCAUAGUUGUGUGUGCACUCAUGCACUUGGCAUGUUUAACGGUUUGUGGUAGAAUGUAAAAAAUCGGAUGUCAGAAAGACCUUACUGUAGUCUCCAACUUCCUGCCGUUUCAGUGUUAUCCCAUAAAACACUAUGAAUGUGAUUAGGAAGAGGUUGUGUCCUAAUGAGAUAAUGCGAUUUGAUUUUUGAACAAAUGGAGGUCAUCAAUAGUCAAGUGAGUCUAUAUCUUUGUGCUAUAAAAAGAAACCUAACACCAGGUCCUAACCAGACGCGAUGCAAAGAGAUUCCAUAUACCCUCAUUCACUGUUCCCUACGUUACUUCACUAAUAUAGUCCACUUACAGGAGUGAAUGAAAACAAGUGUGUGAACCUGGACUCUGAGUACAUCAGAAGAGCUGCAGGAAUUAAUUUGGCUCGACCCUCACAUGUUUUUAGUUGAGUGUACAUUGGUUGUACACUAGAUAUCGAGAUGCAUUGAAUGAGUGCACUCGAUAAUGUCCACUUCGGUUUCAGUCACCACUACAAAUGGCAGUUUCCUCCAAUAGUGACCUUUUAAGGGUAUGGGGCGAAUUUGUCUGUCCACAAAAGGCGCGACAAGGCACAAGAUGCAACAAAAUCAAUCACAACUCACAGCCAAUCAGAAGAGUGUGGGCGGAGCUCUCUGAAAGCUUACUGCUCACUCGCUGUGAAACGGAUAUGUAAUUUCAUCAAAUUUAACUAAAAUAUAUACUCAGUGAUUGAUACAAUUUUGUCAUUUUGUUGUGAAAUGCACUUGUUUGUUCACAGAGUUCACAGUUUGAUCUUGUUUAUUUCAAGGUGUUUUCAAGAUCUGAGGUACAUUAUCCAUUGUAGCUUUCAUUAUGGCGUUAAAUUCAUACAAAAAUGACGUUCAUAACGCAAAUGUAACUUUUAAUAUUGUACAUACCGGAGAUAAGUCUAAUCGUUGUCAGCCGCAAGGUAGCAUGAAUUGAAAAAAAAAAUUUGAAAAAUGAUUUUAAAAUUAAGUUUUUGAAAAAUAGAAUCACUCGUCGCUUACCGCCAUCGCUGUUGAUUAGGACAAAAGCAAAAUGUUAAACAAACCCUUUUCUCGUGGCGUGUUGCAUUGCGUCUCAUUAGGACACUGUUAUUUUUAAUUAUUAGACAUAAAUAUUUUUUUAUUUAGUUAUAAUCCUAUCUCCUUUUGACAUUGUUUAUUUAACCUUGAGCGUCGGUCGAUUUCAGAAUUAAGCUGGCCGUUCACACAGGGCAUGUUCUUGCUUUCCAUUUGCGCUGUAUUUUCAAUGUUGCUCUAUGUAAACGUUCAUCGUUUGAUGUGCAGUUAGAAUGGUGUCGAUUUGAAAAGAAUGGACCAAUCAGAUGAAUCUGGGGGCACGUUAACCGUAUUUACUGUACAUAUGGACAAGCUCCGUCAACCUGUUUUUAAUGCAAAAACGUGUCUUGCACGAACGGCCACUAAAUUUAAUUCACCUCAGCUGCAUGUGCAUGAUAUGGCAGAUGUGUAAGUAUUUGUUUUGAUAAGUAUUGUGAAGUUGCUUUAGGAAUCAAGGCAGGUUUUUAUACUUGUCUUAAAAAUUCACCCAAUUUGUUUGCAGAAAAAAAGAGGGAGCAAAAAAGCUGAACGGUGGGACUGUGUGGGGAAGAAAAAAAAGAAAUGCCACCAUUUCUGCCAAAUGUGACUAUGCCCCUUUCAGAUUUGCAGGCAAUGGGCACGUCAUAGCGUAUGAAUGCAAUAUUUUUUUGGCUACUUAGCAUUUAUCUCUUCUACAAAUCUGUCUGCAAAAGUGUAAUCUUAAUAAUCUUUAGAUACUCUUGUUCCUGUAGUCACUAAUAUUACUAACUUUUGACAGUUGAUGGUACGUUUGAUGUAUGACCUGCUGGACUCAAGUACUUUUACUGAAAAUUGAUUUUUGUAAACGCACUCAUUAACUCAUGGCUGCCUAUUUAGAGGUGGAUGAUCAAGAUGUUUACACAGAGCAGAAUGAAAAAAAAUUGUUUCUUCACUCGUCUAAAUAGGGCUAAAUAUUGCCAGAAUUAUAUUAAGCACCAUAUAUGUGUUCUGUCACCAAGAGAAUUGACAUUUGUGUCCAGUAAAGCUUUGGAUGAUCCAAACUUUUUGAAACGGCAGUAUAGCUAAGGGAUAGUUUACAACAAAAUGUGAAUUCUGCAAUCAUUUACUCACGUUUCCAAACAGAAUUGAUGACUUUCCUCUGUGAAACACCAAAAGAGAUAUUUUGAAGUAUGUUCACGCUGCUGUUUUCAUACAAUGAAAGCAGAUGGGGACCAUGAACUUUCAAGCUCCAAAUCAAAAGUUUGCCAUUUGUUCCAAACUGAAAUCUUAGUAGAUGUUUAUUGGAAAUCUUUGCAAUUGUUGCUUGACCGCUGUGGUCACCAUUCACUUUAAUUGCGUGGAAAAGAGCAGCAUGAACAAACUUCUAAAUUUCUCCUUUUGUGUUUUACAGAAAAAGGUCAUCAGUUGGAUUUGGAAAACAUGAUGGUGUGUAAAUAAUGAUAGAUUGAUUUUUUCUUUUUAAUUGAAGUGAAUGUAAAAUUGUAUGCCAACUUCUCCUAACUUUGAUUCAAAGACCAAUGGUAUCGUCUUUGCAUCAGUAAAAUUUUCACUACUAAACGUGGCUCACUGGUUGUGCGUCUGGAAGUAGAAUGUUACGUUUAAGUUAUUUAUUUAUUUUCUAUUUAUUUGUCGUCUUCCAGUCAUCAGCUCAAAUGCAGUUAGCCUGGAAUUGCGAGUUGCUUCUCUCUGAUGCUUCGUCUGAAGCAGCCGGUCGAGUUGCAACCCUUUUUGAGAUUGUGCUAAGGCAUGUGUAUAUCAUGCUUUGCACUCUGGUAGUCUACAAACCUUUUCCCGCAGCUAUUUGCAAGAUAUCAGGGAUCUUUUUUCCAUUCUCUCACCUCCCCCAAGACCCUCAAUAAAACCUUAGCCUUAACCAUCAAUGUAUAAGCAACUGUACUGUACCAUUUACUUUGUUUUAACUGUUGAUGGGUACUGUACUACUUUGUGUAUCGCAUAUACACGUACACAGAGCCAUAAUGACCUCUCCUUGCUAACCGUUUGUGCUAGAAAACCCUGUCAUCUAACCAGCUCUCUCCUCAGACUCAGUACAGCUGAGACUAACCUCCAAGGUGUCAACUUUAGUGAAUAAAGCUCCUUUUGUUUAA